This is a messenger RNA of Hippoglossus stenolepis (Pacific halibut), 6525 nucleotides long. RefSeq names its product TLE family member 2, transcriptional corepressor b (gene tle2b). Gene Ontology annotation, cellular component: nucleus; transcription regulator complex. Gene Ontology annotation, molecular function: protein binding; transcription corepressor activity. Gene Ontology annotation, biological process: regulation of DNA-templated transcription; negative regulation of canonical Wnt signaling pathway. Lineage: Eukaryota; Metazoa; Chordata; Actinopteri; Pleuronectiformes; Pleuronectidae. The record is from RefSeq and is a predicted model, not a curated record. The coding region runs from base 931 to 3240 and encodes 769 amino acids. The transcript is spliced from 20 exons.
CCAACAGGCACAAUAUAUUACAGUCUAGGGCUUGCUGCUGAAAAGCCCGCUGGAUCCUCCACUGACCUGCUGUUCUUUCCUGCUUUCCUCUCUUCCUGCGUUUUUUCCCUCCACAUUUAGAUUAAAAACAAAGCUCUCUCUCUCUCUCCUUAUCUCUCUCUCUCUCUCUCUCGCUCUCUCUCUGUCCCUUCACCCCUCCCUCCUCCUCCUCCUUCUUCUUCUUCUUCUUCAUCUUCUUCUUCUUCUUCUCCUCCUUCCUCUUCUGUUUUCUGCGGCAGUAGUCAACGUUGAGGCUUCGGUGCAUCAGAGCAGGAGGCGGCAGAGACUGUUCGGACGCGUGUGUUUAUGUUUGUGUGUUUUGCCAUUGGACGGCCGGGUGAAGGGGGGCACGCGGAGCAGGAGAGAGGAAGAGGAGGGAGGAAGAAGAGAGAGGACUUGCCUGGAUGACAUUCUCUGUGUCAUGUCACUACGUGUGGACCUUGACUGAUCACAGGGUGAGGAAAGAGGGAGAGACACUGAGAGGAAGACGAGGAGGAGGAGGAGGAGGAAAAACCGAGACUUUGGUUUCACUGGGAAAAGAAGAAGCAGCAGCAGCAGGAGGAGGAGGAGGAGGAGGAGGAGGAGGAGGAGGUAAAGUCUGGUGCUCUGUUUAAUCAUGACAGUGUUGGAGAAACCCACCGACGGACUGAGAGCUCAGUCAACAGAGAUUCACAUCUGAAGACAAUACGAAUACGAAGACUGUGGACGAGUGAAGACUGCUGUGUCCAGCUGAGGACUUACCGACAGAGAGACUUUGUGUGUGUGUGUGUGUGUGUGUGUGUGUGUGUGUGUGUGUGUUCGACUGUGUAACCAGUGGAGGGCAGAGGAGUGGAGGGCCAGGGGACUAACCUGGCCAUCAAACGGACUGGCAGCCUCUCCUCUCCUGGGAUCAUGUACCCUCAGGGCAGGCAUCCGGUACCCUUGCAGCCUGGCCAGUCUUUCAAGUUCACAGUCCUGGAAACUCUGGACCGAAUCAAGGAGGAAUUCCAGUUCCUCCAGGCCCAGUAUCACAGCCUGAAGCUGGAGUGUGAGAAGCUGGCCAGUGAGAAGACGGAGAUGCAGAGGCACUACAUCAUGUACUAUGAGAUGUCCUAUGGUCUCAACAUUGAGAUGCACAAGCAGGCGGAGAUUGUCAAGCGUCUCAGUGCCAUCUGUGCUCAGAUCAUCCCCUUCCUCUCUCAAGAGCACCAGCAACAGGUGGUCCAAGCAGUGGAGAGAGCCAAGCAGGUCACCAUGGCAGAACUCAACGCCAUUAUCGGGCAGCAGCAGCUCCAGCACCUGUCUCACCACGCCCCCGGCAUUCCCCUGACACCACACCCGUCAGGCCUGUCCCUGGGCGCGGGAGGAUCGGGGCUUCUGGCGCUGACCGGGGCCCUGGGGGUCUCAGCCCACCUCGCAUCCAAAGAUGAGCGCAACCACCUCGACCCUGAACAUCUUCGAGAGGGAGCACCCAGCAGGAGUAAGUCAGUGUCAUCAACAGACAGUCAGCCCACUGAGGAGCGGCAGGGCCCGUCAGGAGGCUACUCCUCCUCACAGGGAGGAGCUGAGGCCAAGCGGAGGCGCUGCGAUGACAAAGAGCCUCUCCCACCACACUCCUAUGACAGUGAUGGGGACAAAAGUGAAGAUAAUCUUGUGGUGGACGUCUCCAAUGAGGAGCCGAACUCUCCUGCAGGCACCCCUCCUCACUCCCCACAUGGGAACGGUUUAGACCGGGCCCCUACCUUAAGGAAAGAGAUGCCGGGGUGCUCGAGCACAGGAGAGGCCCCCUCCACCCCAAAUCCCCGCAGCCCCACCCCAGGCAAGGCCAAGGACCCUUCACAGAUGGAUAAGUCCCAGUCUCCAUUGUCUAAGUCUGGCACCCCGUCCCCUUCCCACCGUGAGGCCCUUACCCCAGGAACCCCUGGAGCUCCUGGUCCCAGCACCUCCUGCCUUCGUCUGGUCAGCAAAGCAGCCACCAGUGCAGACCCCCUCGCUCUCCGCAGUCCCAUGUCUGUGCCCCCUGGUUCAUACCCAGCUCAUUUUGGCGUGGUGUCCCACGCAGGACUGAACGGGGAGCUGGCCAGCCCAGGAGGUUUUGGCGGAGCUCUAACUCUCUCCCCACAAAUCAGCGCGGCAGCCAGUGCCUACUCCCGAAGCCCCAUGGUGGCGUAUGACUCUCGAUCUCACCUCAGAGCACCAGGGCUGUCCUCUUCUCUGCCGGGCUCCUCUGGAGGAAAGCCCGCCUACUCGUUCCAUGUGAGCGCAGACGGCCAGAUGCAGCCGGUGCCCUUUCCCCCCGACGCCUUGCUGGGCCCGGGAAUCCCUCGCCACGCACGUCAGAUCCACACCCUGAACCACGGGGAGGUGGUGUGCGCCGUCACCAUCAGCACCUCGACACGACACGUCUACACUGGAGGGAAGGGCUGCGUCAAGGUGUGGGACAUCAGCCAGCCGGGCAGCAAGAGCCCCAUGGCCCAGCUGGACUGUCUGAACAGGGACAACUACAUCCGCUCCUGUAAAAUCCUCCCCGACGGGCGAACACUGAUCGUCGGCGGGGAGGCCAGCACGCUGUCCAUCUGGGAUUUGGCCACACCCACCCCCCGCAUCAAGGCGGAGCUGACGUCGUCCGCCCCCGCCUGCUAUGCUCUGGCCAUUUCCCCCGACAACAAGGUCUGCUUCUCCUGCUGCAGCGACGGCAACAUCGUCGUCUGGGACCUUCACAACCAGACGCUGGUCAGGCAGUUCCAGGGCCACACAGACGGAGCGAGCUGCAUCGACAUCUCCAACGACGGAACCAAGCUGUGGACGGGGGGACUGGACAACACGGUGCGCUGCUGGGACCUCCGAGAGGGACGGCAGCUGCAGCAGCAUGACUUCACCUCGCAGAUCUUCUCUCUGGGCUACUGUCCGACAGGCGAGUGGCUGGCUGUGGGAAUGGAGAGCAGCAACGUGGAAGUCCUGCACGUCUCCAAACCUGACAAGUACCAGCUGCACCUCCACGAGAGCUGCGUCCUCUCCCUCAAGUUUGCCUACUGCGGCAAGUGGUUCGUGAGCACAGGAAAAGACAAUCUGUUAAAUGCAUGGAGGACACCAUAUGGAGCUAGUAUUUUCCAGUCCAAGGAGUCCUCAUCUGUGCUGAGCUGCGACGUCUCCCCGGACGACAAGUACAUAGUGACGGGCUCCGGGGACAAGAAGGCCACGGUGUACGAGGUGGUGUACUGAGGGCCGGGACGAGAUGGCGAGGGCAGGACGGAGACUUUGGGGGGGGGGUGAUUGAGAAGAUGCACCCAGUUGCCAACUGCUACCAAUCUUCAUUACAUCAUCAUCGACAGCAGCAGCGGCACCUCUGUCUCAGUCCUCUUGAGUCCUUCUGACCCUCACCCCUAAUACAUCUCCCCUCUCCCCCUUUUUGCUGUGAUAUAAGCUACUGUAGAAGCUCCCUAAUGCCCCCUCCCCUCUUCCGCCUUCCACUUUGAGCCCAAGGAUGAGGCAUGAUAGCGCACAGAGAGAGAGAGGAGAAACAGCGAGAUAAGAAGGACAAAGGAAAAGAGCAGUGGAGCAUAAAGAUAAGGUCGGGAGGAGAAAGGAGGGAAAGACGAGAAGAAAGCGGGAGUGCGGAAGGAAGAGGAAUAAAUGAGAGGAAGAGGAGGACAAAAAGAAGAAGGAGGAGGAGGGAGGCAGGCUAAUUAGGGCUGUUUCCAGAUUAAGAGCUCAGUGGAAGGGAGGCCCCCAGAGGAGGCGCGGAGUGGCACUGUGGGAGCGCCAGCCAGGAGCACUGAUACCACACAAUCGAUUCAUUAGCCAGACAGUGGAAGCCUUAAUGAGGCUGACGCCGCAGCUCGCUCUCCGCAGCGAGAGGUGUCAGGAGCUGGGGAACGAUGACGCUCUGAGAUGGAGGGGGCCGCUUCAGAUAUCCACAUACAUGAAACAUAGGCCCUGCUCACAGUACACACACACGAACACACACACUUGGGUACAUCCCCUUGAGGUAAUCGUAGGAAGAGAGAAACACACACAACACACAGAGCACCCAAUUAAACAUUCAUCGCCGCACUCCCCAUCUCACUGCUUAAUAUCUAUUUUAUUUCUGUCUGACAAAGGCAGCGUCUAAUGAGCAGCCGAGUCAAUGGGAUCCUCCCGGGGCCCCGAGACACAAACAGAGAACAUCAGCCGAGCUGUUCCCUCUAAUUCCUCCGGAUUGUUCUCCUGACACCGGGCACCGCUCUCACUCUCAUUACAGGCACCGUCAGCCAGAUGACGUAGCACCGCGCGGCAACUUCACUGUAAGGCAAACAAGAGGCCAAAUUAACACCACCCUGCCGCGCUGUCAUCAGCAGCCAACUACGCAGCGACUAAUCCGGCUCCUUUCAAACCUCAUGCAACACGUGGCUGUUUUUAUUCACAGAUGAGAUCACAUGUUUAGUGGAGUGGUUAUCUGCGUCACUGCCUGUCUGAUGAUGAGCCAGUGUUCAAAGUGCUCUGGCCAAAUCUUUGAUAAGCUGUUGAUUGAUAUAAGUUGAAAUGCUCAACACCUUAAAGGAAACAUUUCGUUAAAUAUUUUUCAAGGCUUUCUUGCUGAUAUUUAGACGAGUAGACUGACACCACUCUCAUGUAUGUGUGCUUGGUAUGAAGCCACUGUUAGCAGCCUGCUCUCUUAGCUCUUAGUGCUAAAUGAGCAAACAACAAAUUCCAGCACCUCAACGAGCAAUAACUAAAACAAAUACAAAAGUGUAAAAUUUAACAAAUCACCCACUAUUUUUUGGUCAGGCCCAGUUGCCUGGCAACCACAUAAAUGUCCCUAACCACAGACUGUAAAUAAAGAUGGACGACACGUCUCCAUUUCCUCCUGUUGUACAAAGAUAUAACCAAAAUAUCUCAGAUAGGGGUACCGCCAUCUUGUCCUUUUUGACGUCAGAGUCUAUAUAUGCACUCGACCAAUCAUGUCAGUCUCAGCUGUCAAUCAUGACGUUGACCAUGAUUUUAUAGCAUAAAAUAUCAAAUUAAAAAGCAAAUAAUCAGUAAAAGCGAGCACUUGAACCAGUUUGAUAAGAACUACCUAAAAUGACAGUUUGAGUUUGGUCCAUGCCCCAUAAGCUAACAUGGAGGAGGCAGGGUAUAUUAACUAUACAGCAGCCAGCCACGAGGGGGCGAACAAGAGGAUUUGGCUUCACUUUUGGGGAGCUGUCACGUCGUCCAUCUUUUUAAACGGUCCAUGGUCUCUGGACAGAGCCAAUUCCAAUCUGUGUGCUGAGGCAAGUCAGCUGCUGGCUCGCCAGUCGUCUCAUCUAACGCGAUGCAACAAAGCCAAUGAGCAUAUUUCCCAAAGCGCCACUUUUUUUCUCUAAACCUUUUUCUUACUUUUGAAUGGUCCUUGUAUCAAACUCUAAACUGGCAGGCAAACAGUAAAUCAGAGCUCUGCUUCUGUAGAACAUCCGUCACCAGUGUGUAGACUAAAAAAAAGCUUUUUUUAUUACUCAUUUAUUUCAGUAUUUUUUAUGAAUAGCUCGUCUUAUGUAACGAUAUCUUUAUGUUUUGGGGGGUUGCCUAUGACUGCGUUUGGGUUCGGGGAAGAGAGGGACACACUCACACAUGGAAACAUACGACAACAAAAAAAAUCUGUUUCUUUUUUUUUAAUCAGUGUAUUUUUAUCCUCGGUGAUUGUGCCAGACAGAAGAUUUAUAACAUCAGCGAGAAGGAAAAAAAACAUCCUCCAUUUGGGAGAAACGUUCCUCUGUCUACUGUUUGUUGUUUUUGUUUUAUUCACCCUUUUUUUCAGAAGUGGUAGUGAACGUACUGUCUUCAGUCCUAACUGUGUGAUUAUACGACGUUUCUGUUGCGUCUGUGGUCAUUGGCAACGACACGAUGACGCAGAAUUAGCCAUCAAUGAGGUCCCACUUGUUACUGCAUGCUUGUUGCACUACAAGUCCAACUCUGCCAGAUAGAACCAGAUUCAUCUGUUCAUUUUAUUCCACAGGUACAUUGAAUGGUCUCAUAUCCUCCGUUUUACAGAAGGAGGAAUCGUAAUCUUACAUCUCAGUAUGCAAUUUAGUGAAGCUGUAAAAAGUUCUUGGCGAGACGUGUCCAUGUCCCUCGAUAACGCAGGAUAUAAUCACGAGGGACUUCUGCUUUACCAGCAACGAGUAGAGAUCAUCUGUACAGUUUAACGCCUCCGCCUGUCUCUUUCCCGUCCUGUCAGCCACAGGCAAGACCUCAACGACUCUCAUACACAAGCUUGUAUACUACUCAGAAUGAUGCUGUAUAAUGGCUAUGCAUUUGGUGGUAUAGCGUGAAUAUUUUGGACAUUGUAUUUGAUACUCUUCUUUAACCGUCACUAAUGUCUCUCUCUCCACUGCCUCUGCUUUCUGUUCCAACAGUAUAAAAACUCACGUUAAGUUCCUCUUCUUUUUUUUUAAUGCACUGUGUCAUCCCUCCUGAUACAUCUCCUCAUGUGCUGUACAAGAAAAAACUAUGUGUGAAAAAUAAACCAAACUUGUGUUCAUCCUUUCA